Messenger RNA from Drosophila eugracilis, 1590 nucleotides. Its product is annotated as sodium-coupled monocarboxylate transporter 2-like. Lineage: Eukaryota; Metazoa; Arthropoda; Insecta; Diptera; Drosophilidae. Bases 187 to 1533 code for a protein of 448 amino acids. Gene Ontology annotation, cellular component: membrane. The transcript has 8 exons. The record is from RefSeq and is a predicted model, not a curated record. Gene Ontology annotation, molecular function: symporter activity. Gene Ontology annotation, biological process: sodium ion transport; transmembrane transport.
AACGAUUUUUAUUUAGUUGUGUGUCUUGAAUUCCAUACCCUUUUUCAUUUACCCAAUGCAUCUUGUACAUAACCAUGCAUCCUAUAAACUAUUUUUCCUGUUUCUGUUUAAUUUCAUUUAUCUUAGUACUUUGAAAGACGUUUCGAUCGACGUGUUCGCAUUUUUGGAUCCUGUCUCUUCGUGGUGAUGAACGUUUUAUGGCAACCCAUUUGUAUCUAUGUUCCGGCUUUAACUUUAAAUCAAGUUUCUGGGAUAAGUGUCAACGUGAUUGUACCCGUUACUAGUUUUAUUUGCAUCUUAUACACCAGUGUGGGUGGUAUUAAGGGAGUUGUUUGGACGGAUGUCAUUCAGUCCCUCGUAAUGGCAGGUGCUAUGAUGAUUGUCAUCAUUAAGGGAACUAUGGAUUUGGGUGGCUUGAGCGUUGUGUUGGAUCAUAAUCGUCAGUUCGAUCGUCUUGUGGGUCCAGAAAUGACCUUCGAUCCGACUGUGAGAAUGGGUUUCUUUGCGAUAUUCGUUGGAGGCACAUUGUUCAAGAUCAUGGCAGAUGGCAUUAAUCAGACUAUAGUCCAGCGUUAUCUAACUUUGCCUAAUAAUCAGGACGUUAAGAAGGCCUUGAUUCUGUCAUUUGCUGGUUUUUUGAUGAUCAUAUUGAUGUGCAUUUACAUUGGAAUGCUGGCAUUUGCUGAUUUUUAUCACUGCGAUCCUAUUACAACGGGGCUAGCCCGUGCCAAGGACCAAGUCAUACCACUUUACGUGGUAAGAAGUGUUGGCCAUAUUCCUGGUCUCGUUGGACUUUUUGUAGCUGGAGUUUUCAGUGCUGCUCUGAGUUCCCUUUCGACGGCUCUUAAUUCACUUUCCGGUGUAAUUCUUACGGACUUCGUAGAACCCUACAGAAAGAAGCCCCUGACCGAACGACAAACCGCCUAUUUGUUAAGGGGCGUGGUCAUUUGCUUUGGUCUGAUCUCGAUGGCCAGUGUACCGAUUGUCCAGAGACUUGGCCUGGUCAUGCAGCUGUCCUCAACAGUGGCGGCCAUAACUUGUGGGCCACUUCUUGGAGCUUUUUGUGUGGGAAUGUUACUGCCUUUUGUUAAGACAGAGAGUGUUCUCGCAGGCAUCUCGUGCGCCUCGAGUUUUACAGCCUACAUUGUGGUGCGGGCACAGAUUGCCAUAUUCACAGGAGAGCUGACCUUCCCAACGAAGCCCGUUUCCAUAGAGGAUUGUGAUUAUACCUUUGACCUGCCUGAGAACUGGAAUGCCACUAGCACGGCAAUUCCAAAUGAAUCCAAAAGUCAUGGCAUUCAUGAGAUCUCUUUUCUGUGGUACGCCACAGUGGGUUCUGUGGGCACUGUACUGGGAUCUUUGCUGGCCACUCUCUACUUUGGCCGACAGGAUCCCCGUGUAGUGGAUAAGGAACUAAUUAGCCCAAUUUUGAGAAAAUUCUGGUAUGGAAAAUACGAAAGUGUGUCCAGUGAGGAGAAUAUUAAUAUCCAUGAAUCGGAAACUCAGAUCAAAUUGGAGCAUCCUGAAAAGUGAUAAUAAUCCUUAAUAUUUAUCCUGUAAAUAUAUUCAUCGUGUAUGCAAAACCCAUAA